CUUUUACAUCUUCUCUUCUUCUUUAUGCUUCUUGUUAACCUGCGCACUUCCGUCUGCUUAUCCUGCGCACACCUGCCAUGUCUCAGGCCUUCCCCGAUUCAAUCCUCGUGGUAAGAAUCUCACGUUAUAGAGAUCCCCUUUAAAGGGAAAAGAAAUCACAGCAGAAACAAUUGCACAAACGAUAACCGCAAUGGAAGUCCAGAAAAGUCAGUCAAAACUUACAAGAACUCAAUCUUCUCUUAUUCGAUCUUCUCCAACCAUUCGAUCUUCAAUCCAUAGUCUCUCUGCUAUACGUGACGAAGAAUCUGCAUCAGAAGAACAGAAAACUCACAAAUCGGUCUCAGGAGCUUCAAAUCGUCUUUCGAAUCGUUUGAAUCGUCUCAUCCCUGUUCUGGGCACGGCUUUGUUGAGUUUCUCUCUCUUCUUGUUCUUCUACUUUUAUCUCAGAAGAGAAGAGAUACCCAAUUCGGAAAACUUGUUAUUAGCUCUUAUUUUCGUCGCCGUUGCGCUUUAUUUUGGUGGGAAGAAUAAGGGUUUCAUUAUCCAGACCGCAUUGUUUCUAAAACAAUUCUGGGAUGAGAAGAACAAGAAGUUAGGACUUUCAAAGGGAAGAAAUGAAUCUGUUGAAUGGUUUAUAGGCGACGAAGGCUCUUCUUCUUUCAAAAAAGAGAAGAUUAUAAGAGAAGGUGUGGAGUUUUACAGUAAUGGUGAUUUCUAUGAAGGUGAAUUUCACAGAGGGAAGUGUAAUGGGAGUGGUGUUUACUACUAUUUUGUGAAUGGCAGGUAUGAGGGAGAUUGGAUUGAUGGGAGAUAUGAAGGAUAUGGCAUUGAGAGCUGGUCGAGGGGGAGUAGGUACAGAGGGCAGUAUAGGCUAGGUUUGAGACAUGGGUAUGGGGUUUACAGGUUCUACACAGGGGAUAGCUAUGCUGGGGAAUGGUUUAAUGGACAGAGCAAUGGUAUGGGAGUUCAGACUUGCUCUGAUGGGAGCUGUUAUGUUGGUGAAUUCAAGUGUGGUGUCAAGCAUGGCCUUGGUUGCUACCAUUUCAGGAAUGGAGAUACAUAUGUUGGAGAGUAUUUCGGAGACAAGAUCCAUGGGUUUGGGGUCUAUCAAUUUGCCAAUGGCCACUGUUAUGAGGGUUCAUGGCAUGAAGGUCGGAAGCAAGGUUUCGGUAUGUACACCUUUCAAAAUGGCGAUGCCAGAUGUGGAGAGUUGGACUCUGGUGUCCUCAAAACUCCUCUACCCCAAUUAACUGAUUCAGUCCUCCGGUCAGUUCAGUCAGCUCGAAAAGCAGCAGAGAAUGCAAGUCGUCUUCCCCCAGUUGAUGACCUAGUGAAAAAGGCCGUCAUUGCUGCGAACAGAGCUGCUACUGCUGCUAGAGUUGCAGCCAUCAAAGCUGUUCAGAACAGAAUAGAUGGGAAAUUUUGUGACAUGGAUGUUUAAGACAUGAGUCUCCCCAUACACAACUGUAAAUUGGCUAAGUUAAUGUGUUUCAGCGGGUAAGUAUCCUGGGUUGGGAAAAGCUAGCCCGGAGAGACAGAGAGAGGGUUAACAGUAGAUGAUGAUGAU
Telopea speciosissima is the source of this 1567-nucleotide messenger RNA. RefSeq names its product radial spoke head 10 homolog B-like. The record is from RefSeq and is a predicted model, not a curated record. The transcript is spliced from 3 exons. The coding region runs from base 191 to 1441 and encodes 416 amino acids. NCBI's taxonomy places the organism in Eukaryota, Viridiplantae, Streptophyta, Magnoliopsida, Proteales, Proteaceae.